Juglans microcarpa x Juglans regia is the source of this 4230-nucleotide messenger RNA. Its product is annotated as long-chain-alcohol oxidase FAO3-like. The transcript has 8 exons. Lineage: Eukaryota; Viridiplantae; Streptophyta; Magnoliopsida; Fagales; Juglandaceae. The coding region runs from base 79 to 2841 and encodes 920 amino acids. Gene Ontology annotation, molecular function: flavin adenine dinucleotide binding; oxidoreductase activity, acting on CH-OH group of donors. The record is from RefSeq and is a predicted model, not a curated record.
AUGAUAUGAUGCUUCAUAUAUACUUGACAAUACAUAAGAACUUUGGUUCAAGAAUCUUUGAUCGGGAUUUCAAAGAAAAUGAAGGAACAAGCAGAGUUUGCAAGAAGGCUCGGUGAUGGAGAAGAAGAUGGUUAUGAUGCUGUUGUUGUGGGGUCUGGAUAUGGUGGUUCUGUUGCUGCUUGUCGCAUGUCAAUGGCCGGCAUAAAGGUAUGUUUAAUUGAAAAAGGGCGGAGAUGGGAAGCUCAUGAUUUUCCAACAGACAGCUUGAAGAUCAUGUCUGCUGUAAGGAUGGAGAACCAUAACUUAGGUGUCAGCUUUGGCCCAAAAGAUGCUCUAUUCCAGGUACAUGAACAAAAUGAUUCUCUAGCAGUGGUGGCCUGUGGGAUUGGUGGAGGUUCACUUGUGAAUGCAGGGGUUAUGGUGCCAACCCCAGUUCGUGCUAGAAGAAAUACAAAGUGGCCAAACGAAUGGGAAAGGGAUUGGGAUAUUUGUGAAGCUUCUGCUGCAGCCAUGCUGGGAAUACAAAGAGUUCCUGUCAAGUUCCCUGCUGCGAAAGUCUUGGGAGAAUUAACUGAUGGAGAGAUUGAAAAAAGUUUUGAGACUUCAAUGAAGCUAAGCGUGAAUUUUGCUCUUGAAGAACUAGUGUCCAAUUCAAUGAAGUCUCAAAAAAUGGGUCGCUGCUUAGCCUGUGGAAACUGUCUUGCUGGUUGUCCUUAUAAUGCCAAAAGUUCUACUGACAAAAAUUAUCUACUUUCAGCAAUCCAGGCAGGAUGUGAUGUGACAACAGAAUGUCAGGUUCACUACGUGGUUAAAAACCCAUAUGAAAAUUUCCUAGAAUGCAGAAUUAGCAGAAAGAGAAGAAGAUGGCGUGUUUACUUGAAUGAGAUUGACCAUAUAACUGCUGAUUUUGUAGUCCUCUCAGCGGGAGUUUUCGGCACAACCGAGAUACUUUUCCAGUCACAAAUAAGAGGAUUGAAACUGUCAGAUUCACUUGGGUCUGGAUUCAGCUGUAAUGGAAAUACUGUGGCCUAUCUUGCUGGAAGCCCUGCACCAUUGAGUUCAUAUGGAUUAAACAGAAAGCAACUCUCGAAGAUACCUUUUCAAGAACGGCCAGGGCCAUCCAUCUCUUCAUCUUACACAUAUUCAUCUGGCUUCACAAUCCAGGGUGCUGUGCUUCCAACAGCAUAUCCUUACCUGCUGUUUAAAGGGAUCACAACUUACGGAUGGCCAACUGGCUUCUGGUUCUUUCAUGGGGUACUUGACAAGAUAAAACAUGUUACAAAUUUUAAAGCAAGCCAAGCAAUGGUACUUAAUGCAAUGGGAUAUGAUGACAACGAUGGGAAAAUUACGUUUCACAAGGACAUGAAUAGAAUCUGCUUUAGUCCACCCAAUGAUCCUUUACUCUCAAGAAAACUCAAUGCCUUUCAAAAGCUCACUAAGAAAUUAGGAGGAAUCCUCUUCAUAUCAAGGUACCGAAGCACAUCAGUUCAUCAUUUAGGUGGGUGCAAUGCAUCAUCAGAUCAUUUAUGUGGUGUUUGUAACCCCAGUGGUCAGGUUUUUGACCCAGAAGGUCCUGCCACAGUACAUGCGGGUCUCUAUGUCUGCGAUGGUUCUUUAAUCCCAUGUUCUGUUGGCAUAAAUCCCUCUCUUACAAUCGCAACUGCGGCUGAAUACGUAAGCAAGCACCUUGUGAGGGAUGUUCUCAUGUACAAGAACAAUAAUAACGUUGAACUUCCUGUUAAAACUGAUCAUCAAAGUCCUCAUUCUACUCCCGAGAAGAAUACAAAGGGUGAUUGGAGAUCAAUGGUCAUCUUUAAAGAGACCAUGAGAGGUUAUAUUGGGGGUAUGCCAUCCACGGCUUAUUUGAAAAUGAAAAUGAACAAUCGAGAUAAGAAGGGCCCGCCGGGUGAGUCAUGGAAAUGGGGUAUAAGAGAAUGUCAUCCUCUUCUAAGAGGGAAAGUUGGUGGAUACGUGGAAUUUAAAGCCAUUGAGAAGGACAAGUUACAUGUCUUAGACGGGAAAAUAAAUCUGUGUAAAGUAGAUUGCAGAACUCCUUACACUCAGUAUAUGCAUUAUCAUCUUCUCCUAGCAGCUUCUUCUGGCUCAAGAUAUGUUCUUGAGGGGAAGAAGAUACUGAAUCCUUAUCUCUUUGCUUUAAAUGCUUGGAGGGAGACAACAACAUUGCAUGUGACAUUCAGGAAAGUUGUUAUGAACAAUUCAGGGGAAGACGAGAUGAAUCUCAAAGGCGAGUUUUAUAUCUCCAUGACAGAACUUUUGAAGAGCUUGUUAAGCCUCGAAGGAAACAAUAGAGGAAGGUUCAUACGCCUUUUAUCACGUACUCUUCUAAGAACCUAUAUCUUACAGAUACCGAGAGGGAGUCACAAGUCCGACUUCACCAUAUCAGAUUCAUGCCUUAAACGUUAUCCAAGAAGCACCCUGCAAGAAGUAAAAACAGAAGAUGGUUUUAUUAUCAGUUGCAGGCAAUGGAAGUGCACCCAAAUCCCAUUGACGCUAGAAGGACCAGAACAGCCAAAACCAGUUCUCCUUCUUAAUGGGCUUUCUACUGAGAGUUAUUCAUUGCCUACAGAACCAAAUGAUUUAGUCAGAACUUUACUGGCAGAGGGGCAUGAAACAUGGCUACUGCAACCCAGGUCGCAUCCUCUGAAUGCUUCAAACUACUUCACGAUUGAAGAUAUUGGAAGAUUUGAUGUUCCAGCUGCGAUAAAUAAGAUCCUUGAACUACAUGGGCAGCACACAACUAUACAUGUCGUUGCACAUUGUGUUGGAGGCUUAGCCGUACAUAUAGCUUUAAUGGGGGGCAUGUAUCUUCAGCCCAUAUAGCCUCCGUGUCAUGCAUCAACUCUUCAAUGUUCUUCAAGCUUAACGCUUCAUCAAUGUUCAAAAUGUGGCUUCCUCUGAUCCCAGUAAUCUCUCUCUCUCUCUCUCACUCUCUCUCUCUCUCUCUCUCUCUCUCUCCAGGAGUGCUGUGGCUCUGCCCUUGUUUUGCUUUGUUUUUUCAGAUGUCUUGCUUAGGUGUUUUAGUCUUUCUUCUGUCCCUUCAUGUGUAAAGUCAUGUAAUAUGUUCAUCAAAUGAUAAUAAUAUUGAUAAUAACAAUACAGUACCUAGAAUGACAGUGAUAAAUAAUAAUAAUUAUAAUAAUAACAACAACAACGAAUUAAAUGACAGUAAGCCAAGUAACAAUCAAUCAAAAUGAGUGAUAAAUAAUUAAAUCUGUAGGUUUAAUUUGGUUUAGCUGAUCAAUAUCAUGGAAAUCUCUUUCCUUGAGCUUAAGAUCUUUGAAUUCAACAUGCAGCUAUCAAUGGUUAUACUAGGAAAGAACAAAAUCCUGCCUUUGUUCGAAACAUCAAAGGCCAGUAGGCGUCAUCGGCUCCUGCAAUAUAUUGCCCGCUGGAUACCACGGUGUGAAAGAUGCACCUGCUACGAAUGUGAGGUAUUUUCUGGCAUAUUUGGAAACGCAUUCUGGCAUGAAAACAUAAGCCCCAGCAUGCACUACUGGUUGCACAAAGAAAGUUGGACAAGACUUCCCAUGGCAGCAUUUCCCCAUCUCAGAAAAAUAUGCAAGGUCGGUUUCAUUGUUGAUAACAAUGGCAUCAACUCGUAUUUGAUCCAUCCUGAGAGAAUGGCCCUUCCUACCCUUUAUAUUUCUGGAGGACGGAGUCUCCUCGUGACUCCAGAGACUUCAUUUCUUGCUCACAAGUACAUGAAGUUACACCAGCCUGCAUUUAGACAUGAAAGAAUCGUUGUGGAGGGUUUUGGGCAUUCCGACCUAUUGAUCGGAGAGGAGUCGUAUAAGAAGGUUUUUCCUCACAUUCUGUCUCAUAUCAGAUCAUCAGCUGAAGGAGGAAAAAAUGGUGAAACCAUUGCCGGGGGAAGGAAGUACAGUAAAGAGUCCUUGGAGUGGGAAAAUGAUCCAUACGAAGAAUAUGGUGGAUUUAGGAGUUGGUUUCCUCCUUUAGCUGUCAUUUUGCUGUUUCUAUUUUUCUUUUUCUCAUCGUCUUGUUUCUAGCUCGCCUCCGUCAUACAUGUAACUCUUUUUGCAUUUUUCCCUUUCGUGUCACGUAGUCCAUUUAUUGAUUUGACCCUAUUUUUGCAUGUCAUCUAAAAAAGAUUUAUGUUAUGGGCACAAAAUUUCGUGUUCGCUCACAUACUUAUGAAAUUACUGUUUAUGACUAUGUAAAUCUUGUACACAAAAUUCUGUGUUUUUAUCA